This is a messenger RNA of Symbiodinium necroappetens, 1608 nucleotides long. The record is from the annotation of a GenBank genome assembly. NCBI's taxonomy places the organism in Eukaryota, Dinophyceae, Suessiales, Symbiodiniaceae.
AUGCCUCCGGCGGACUAUGAUUUUCUGCACACAGAGAGCCUCAGUGUAUGGGACGAGAUGGAAGAGAAGCAGCUCUUGGGUACCACAACCAGGAGGUGUUUCCAAUACUUCAGCUUUGCCCCUACAGGCUUGCUGUGGGCCCUGGCGACAUUGUUGUUCUGCGCCUACGGUGCUGUGUGUCCUAACGUGGGCCUAGUCCACGUCUAUGGGGCCAAGGCCACUCGCAUGGUAGCCGUGCUGCUAGGCUUGGCUACCAUCUGUUCCAUGAGCGCAACGGGUGCAGCCAAGACCCUGUUGGAAAGCGAAGAAUUUAGGCAGUUGUUGAGGCAUUACGAGACACCAACGUCUGAAAAAGAAAGCACUUCACAGCGUGAUGUGCAUGAUUUCCGUUUUGAGUGUCAAAUUCAGUCUGUCCUGCUCGUGAUCAAAGAUGUGUUGGUCUAUGGACUCUUGUUCGGCAUCUCACUUCGCCCAGCCUUCGCAUUUGACACGAGUUACUUCAUUGGAUGGCUUUGGUUGGUUGGAUGGAUGGCGGUUUAUUCACCUGGCUACAAACAUGUUUUUCGUCAUGUCAAGAAAUUGAGCAGGUGCCUCGUGCAGGAGCUGAUGGAAGACAUGAACGAUGGCCCAGGAAAGUGGCAGGGCACCGGAAAGUUUUGGCAGGACAUGACGAAGAAGCACUACCGGAUGGACCUUAAGAUUGAGAGCGCUUGGAUGCGUUCCACUUGGGUUGCUGUGCCUGAUGUAGCUCACGUGGUGCUCUUUAUGAUGAUUGGCUUGGUGGCUUGCUUGUCUGCAGCCGUCAACAGUACGAGUGUUGUUGUGGCUCUUGCCAGCUUGCUGGGUAUAGGCUUCGAAGUGCGUGGCUUCGCACGAAGACUGCAGGAGAUGGCCAGCAUCACCCGCAUGUGCAUGUCAACAGCCGCUACAAGCGAAAGCAUCAUGUCGCUCGCAAUCGCUCAGUCUGGCCCCAGUCCAUAUAGCCCCACUGACAUCAAGAAAGGAGGCUACGACCGAGUUGAUGAUGAGCGCGAAGACCACGCACGCUUUCUGACAUACCUAAAGGCAAACCAAUGUGGAGUGGAAAUGUUUGGUGUUCUCAUUGAUUCGGGACUGAUCCUGCGCAUUCUGGCCAAUGUUGGCACUGCGUUUCUUGCACUACUCUCCUACCUGUUCGCCACGCUCGAUAUCCAUGAGGACGAUCUGAUGCCAACAUUUCAGAAUUUCACAAGCAUGCUCCCUUUUAAGGAUGCCGAUAUUUUCGCCUACCUCUGUGAGCGACCCCCUGACGGUGGCGACCUUGUUUACGUGACCGAAGGUAUUUUGCGGCUCUCGAAGCGCAAGGAGGAGGAUGCACCUGACCACGAGAAGGCUGCAGAUCCAGAGCGAUCGCAGUGCGGCAACAGCGCCAAGGCUGCGGAAACCGACGCCGGCUUUGUCCCACAUCACAGCUACCGGCGCAAGGACAUCGAGAUGCUCCCUGCAGAAGGUGACCUCACGACCGCUCGCUUGAAGAUGUUUGCCGCCGCUUAUCGCUUUCGUGCUCGGUCAAAGAUAGUCCUGGUCAUCGCUCCGGAUGAUGCGGCGCAUUACGCCGCCAACCCAAAG